AUGGCUAUUACAAACUUCAAUUGCUGCCUCAAUCCGCCGCCGCCAACUCAAAACCUUGGCUCAAGCCCUUCUUUGCCUUCAAAGCCAAAUCAAGUACUUGCAUGGAACACAAAUGAUGGAUCAUGGACAAAACGAUGUGUGUUAGGCAUGACAGCCGGCAUCAUGAUUGGGUUGGAAAUGGGCAGCUUGGAUGCCAUUGCCAAAGGCAUGCCCUUGCCAUUGGUGACAGAAUCAAGUGAUCAGAGGGUUACAAAAUGGAGUGAGAAAAGAAUGUGCCCGCCGUGGAUCCCCAAUUCUCUGGAGACCAUUGUGCCUGAGAACCUUCCGAGGCCCUCGGCUCAGAGGAGAUCGGAAGUCGUUGGGUUUUCGAAGGAUGCUCCGGCAGUUAAAACGGUUGUUGUUAGAAGAAGUGGUAGUUGCUUUGCCAUGUAA
This is a messenger RNA of Prunus armeniaca (apricot), 432 nucleotides long. Lineage: Eukaryota; Viridiplantae; Streptophyta; Magnoliopsida; Rosales; Rosaceae. The record is from the annotation of a GenBank genome assembly.